This is a messenger RNA of Cydia amplana, 1278 nucleotides long. RefSeq names its product exosome complex component RRP45 (gene Rrp45). Gene Ontology annotation, cellular component: cytoplasmic exosome (RNase complex); nuclear exosome (RNase complex). NCBI's taxonomy places the organism in Eukaryota, Metazoa, Arthropoda, Insecta, Lepidoptera, Tortricidae. The coding region runs from base 81 to 1229 and encodes 382 amino acids. Gene Ontology annotation, molecular function: mRNA 3'-UTR AU-rich region binding. Gene Ontology annotation, biological process: U4 snRNA 3'-end processing; U5 snRNA 3'-end processing; U1 snRNA 3'-end processing. The record is from RefSeq and is a predicted model, not a curated record. The transcript has 7 exons.
CUUAGAGAAGAGGUUAUAUUUCGUUAAGUACUAUACAAACCAAAAAUAAACUUAUAAGUUUCUGUAUAACACUUUUCAUAAUGAGGGAAUCUUUUUUGUCUAACUGCGAAAAGAGCUUUUUGCAAAGAAUUAUUUCAGAAGGACAUCGUCUCGAUGGAAGAAGUUAUAAUGAAAGUAGAAAUGUGGAUAUAGCAUUUGGUUCUCAAUACGGUAGUUGUAUUGUAUCUCUAGGCGAAACAAAAGUUCUAGCGCAAGUUUCUUGUGAAGUUGUGCAGCCGAAGGCCACAAGACCAAAUGAGGGUAUUUUGUACAUAAAUGUAGAGCUGAGCCCCAUGGCCGCCCCUCAGUUUGAAGCUAACCGCCAGACAGACCUCUCAGUGUAUCUAAAUAGACUGCUUGAGAAAUGCUAUAAGGACUCAAAAUGUAUUGAUUUGGAAACACUUUGUAUUGUUGCAGAAGAAAAGGUGUGGUCACUACGUAUAGACAUAAAAGUCCUAAACCAUGCUGGGAACCUCAUUGAAUGUGCCAGUAUCGCAGCACUCACAGCACUCGCUCAUUUCAAGAGACCUGACGUCACUCGCAACGGCGACGCUGUCACUAUACACACUUUGUCAGAAAAGGACCCCAUUCCCACUGUGCUAUAUCACUAUCCAGUAUGCCUGACAUUCGCUAUAUUUAGUAAUGACAUACUUAUAUCAGACCCCAGUGUAAUAGAGGAGUCAGUAUGCACGAGCAGUACAGACGAGGGCAUCAACACCGGCGGUGGUCUUCUAGUUAUCGGCAUGAACCAGUACAAGGAGCUCUGCUUACUAGAUCUGACAGGCGCCGCUAUCUACAACCCUAACUUGGUACACAAAGCCAUCUUAAGCGCAGCCACCAGGAGUAAAGAUGUCGUUGAUAUGAUCAAGACCUGUAUUGUUAGUGAUGACACAAAGAGACAAAAACGAGUGAAAAUAAACUUCUCAGACAUAAUAACGAACGAGCACGUGCUGUCUCUAAGCAGACGCGAUGUGAGCAUUCGUCUCAAGCAUUACAAUGUGGACGACGUCCCGCCGCGAGACGAGGACAUGGACGAAAUGGAAAGCGAUGGCGUCGAGGAAGUGGAACUCGGCAAAUAUGAUGUCGUUUCUUCAGUGCCUCAAACUGCGGAAGUUGUGUCUCAGAAGAGUGCUUCAGGAUGGGUGGAGGUCUCGUCAGAAUCAGAAGAAGAUUGUACUGUAGUAGAGUAAUAGUCAUGUAUGUUACGUAAAAUGUAAUAAAAAUCCAUUUUACAAUUUA